UGUGCGACACGGCCAGGCUCCCCUCCCUUGCGCCGCCGCCUCGCUCUCUCGCUCUCUAUUCGUCGGUCUCUCUCGGUCGCGCUCGGUCUCGGUCGGCCUGUCUCUCUCUCUCUCUCUCGCUCCCUCCGUGGUGUGUCGGUCUUCCCGUGGACUCUGACUCGCUCUCUCCGUGGCUCGCGGCCUCUCGCUCGCGCGGUCUCUCGCUCUUUCUCUUUCUCUCGUUCCCGUGUUCUCCACGCGACUUCCUCAAAUCUUUAUUUCAGGCUCGACCGCGAACUGGUCGAGGCGCGCGGCCCGCUUUUUUACCGUCCGAUACGACGCUUCUAAAUUUGAAUCUUCUACGGAGCAGUGCGAAUCGACGGCUCGCCGCACGUGAAAAAUAUUUUAAGAAAGCCGUGCGUGUUUCUAGUCAUCGUUUCUAGUCAGCCAGAUUAUUCUAACCUAGCUAACCUGAUUUUCUGGGUGAGCUGCGCCUCUCCGUGGAAUCGCUUCUACGACGGGUUUGUUGUGGCACGUUUACGUUAUAAACAGAGAUCCUAGGACCGUGCGAGUGAUUGAACCGAACGGGAAAAAGUAUCGGUAUAUAUUCGUGCAUCUGUACGCGUGUAUAUAUGUGCGUCACGUAUAUCGAAGAGGAACGGGGAUAAGAGAAGAAGAAGAAGAAGAAGAAGAAGAAGAAGAAGAAGAAGAAGAAGAAGAAGAAGAAGGAGGUGGAGAAGACGAAGAAAAAGGGAAACGUGGAAAGAGAAAGAUCGGGAUCAAGAAAAUUUUCUAUCGUCGUCGUCGUCGUCGUCGUCGACUUCGUGUCCGUCGUCGUCGUUGUUGCAACGAAUACGUGUUUGACGAACCGAUGAGAUCCGGCGUGCGAAGUGACGCGUGUUGAUUCAAUCGCCAGAAACGAGUGCAAGUUGACGAGUGCCAAAAGGUUCGUGCGUCUUGUUUCUACGUAACCGUUUUAAACAGAAGUUUUGUUUUGAUCUUAAAGUUGUACAUUUCGCGAGGGUGUUAGUGGGGAGAUAUCGAUCGCGGGACCAUUGACGUCCGUUCUGGAGAACGAGCUUUUCUCCUCGCUCCUUUGACUAGACUAACCUCCCGAUAAUUGUAUUUUCUCACUCGUAGCUACAUACGUACCGUAUAUACGCUAUACGUGAUUCAUAUAUACAUACACACGUACACACGCGUAUAUAUAUACAUAUCAUAUAUAUAUAUAUAUAUAUAUAUAUAUAUAUACACAUAUAUCUACUACACACGCCACAUAUCCUAAACGCGCGCGCGCUCGUUCGCUCGCGUGCUGUGUGCGUGGUGUGUGGUGUGUGUGCGUGCGUGUGUCGUGUGUGGCGCGCGCGCGUGGCUCUGUGUACGUACUCGUCGCGUACACGUACGCGAUAUGUUCGACGCGUGUACGUCGCAUUCUGUGUGUACCUGCACGCCUGAGAAUUAGAUGGUCGUUGGCAAACGAGAAGUUUGAUAAAACGAAAAGAAAAAUAAAAGAAAAAGGAGAGCGUGCCUGUUACCGAGUCAAACUGUUCUGUGACCGAUGGAAGCUGUACCUCGUAUCUCCGGUUCGACGUUCACGGGAACCAAGUGGAUCUUCAAAUAAAUGUAAAGCCGCGCGGACGACGUCGGUAACCUUCAUGAUAAUCUACGGCAUAAUCGACCAGCAGGCAUACCGCGAGACCAGCCUUUUUUCGAGAUAGAUGGAAAUACAUUAGAUCGAGGAGACGUUUCUGGCUGAACUACGUCGUCGAACGAGUGACCGACUGCGAUCCGUCGAUUAACAUUGUGAUUACAACAUCUGUGAGGAGUGCGCGCGAUCUCGCCAUCUUUGUUUUCAUAUCGAUUCAGUGCGCGCAAGAAGAUCGAUCGAUUGGUGAACGGACGUCGAGAUGUUCGACUGAUCGAGUUCGUAUCGAGUCGCGUUUCUAAUAUUCCAUCCAGUGGUUCCGAAGAGCUGUCCCUUCUCCACAACGCCGUGCAAAAAUGGGUCGGAAGAAGAUUCAAAUUUCGCGCAUCACGGACGAACGGAAUCGUCAGGUGACCUUCAACAAACGGAAAUUCGGGGUGAUGAAGAAGGCGUACGAGCUGUCGGUACUCUGCGACUGCGAGAUCGCGCUGAUUAUCUUCAGCUCGAGCAACAAGCUGUAUCAGUAUGCGAGCACCGACAUGGACAAGGUUCUUCUCAAGUACACCGAGUACAACGAACCCCACGAGUCCCUCACCAACAAGAAUAUCAUCGAGGCACUCAACAAGAAGGAACAUAAGGGUGCCAUGUCGCCAGAGAGUCCGGAGCCGGACGCGAUCGAGUACAAUUUGACCCCGCGGACCGAGGCCAAGUACACCAAGAUCGACGAGGAGUUCCAGCUGAUGAUGCAAAGGCACCAGCACAACGGCACCCGGGCAAUGGGGCAGUCUAAUUACACUCUACCUGUGUCCGUACCAGUGAGUAGUUUCGGCGAAUCUCUACUUGGAUCUAGUCCUCAAAUGGCGCAUACCAGCAUUUCUCCGCGGCCGUCGUCUUCUGAAACAGACUCAGUGUAUCCACCUGGAGCGAUGUUGGAAAUGAGCAAUGGCUACCCCCCCUCGGGAUCACCAUUGGGAGGUUCACCUAGUCCGGGACCUUCGCCGGCGUUAGGAGUCGGAGGAGGCAGCGCAAACAAAGGCAGCAAUCCGUCUAGGCAUUCGCCGCAGCCUCCGCCUCCACCCCCGCCGCCUCAUCCUCACAGGACUAAUCUUCGAGUAGUUAUUCCAACACCCCUCACGCAACCCCUUUCCGAUGACACUAGUUACGAUGGCGGCCAUACACAAUCCGCACUGAAUACACCGGUGGUAGCGCUACAAACGCCAUCGGUCCCAGCCGGAUACUCUAGUUUCGGACCAACGGAUUAUUCCUCAGACCUCGGGAGUUUAGCAUGGUCUCAUCAGAGGUACGUUGAUGACUUAUCAAUGUAUUCGGCAGCCACCAUGUCCAGCAUCAGCCUACUGUCCGGUUCCAGCGGUCUUCCUCAUCUGGCCGUGUCGAGUAGUACACCGCCGCCAGCCACCUCUCCGUUGCCGGUGAAGAUAAAAAGCGAGCCGAUCAGUCCGCCGAGGGACCCGCACGGCGGCAACAGCGGCUCGAACAGCAGCGGGCCCAGCACCGGCAGCAGCCUCCAUCACACGACGCUGAACGUCGGACCGUCGUCCAGCACCGGUGGCCCGCCACCGCAUCACGUGCCCCACGGAGGGCCUCAGUCGUUGAACCUGGUGUCCAACCGGCCGAGCAGUAAUCCACCGGCGUCGCACUCGGGCAGCAUAACGCCGACGAAUCUACCGUCGCCGGGCAGCGGCGCGGUGCCGGACCUCAGAACGAGUCACUCGACCACCGGCGGGAACGGCGGCAAUAACUCGGACUACGAGAACGGGCCGCUGAUGAAACGCUCGCGGAUCACCGAGGGCUGGGCGACUUAAUAUUAAAUCAGACGCGGCCACCACGGCUCGCUCGGUGGUUGUUCUCCUUGCGAGAAACCUCCGCGUACAACGGCGUCGUUAGUGCUCGUGAAGCUCUCCAGGACUCGAAGUUCGUAGACUCGUUAUACGGUUUUGCCCACUGGUGAUUUCAUUUUUUUUCCCCGGUGAACGCGUGCGUGCGCGCGCGCCCGCGCGCGUUCCUAGGAACGAUCAGUCGCAGCGGCGGCGGCGGCGGCGGCGUCGGCAACCACCGACUGCAGCGCCGUGUCGUCGCGGCGCGCGUUGCGUCGCAGGGCCGCCGAAUCACGCAGUGGAUGGAAACGGAAAAUUUGUUUAUAUUUUCAAGCCCACGGAAGGAUGAUGCGUUUGUUUGACGAUUUUAACAAAGAAAAAAGCAACAAAAAAACGGUGCCAUAAUGUUGAAGCGUUACACGUAUAUUGUAUGUACAUAUUAUAUAUAUAUAUACAUAUCUAUACACAAUACACACACACGACCCUCUAAUGGAUGCACGCAUAUACGUAUAUAUGUGUAUAUAUAUAUACAUGUACGUAUGCAUAUUUUCAUGUAUAUAAUACGAAGUUGUUUGUAUAUAUGUCAUUAAUUCAUUGUCAUUUUCUUCGUGAUAUGGCAUUGUGUCCUUGGUACUUGUCGCUGCGGCGAAGGUUAUUUUUCCUUCCCGAACGGAAGGAAGCAAACGAAAGAAAUUGACGGGAUGGGAUUGGGUGGGAGGGGAGGGGGGGGGAUAGAUAGAGGGUGUGUGUUUUUCGAGAAUGUUGAAAAGAAUCGCGACCCCGGUAUAGCAAGGUGUUUCGGGAUAAGAGGGUGCAGAAGACAAACCGAAUUUCUUCGAAGAGCUUGCGAACCACAUCUAUAAUUUUUAUGGUAGGGAUUUUACCGAUAAUUGUACUUCGUUACUUGUUUCUUUUUCUGUUUGCGCGUUGUGGUAGGUAGAGACGAGUCCGCGGCAUGAUCCGUUAAUUGACAUUUACGCAAAAAAAUGCCAAUGGAAACGAUGAACAUAAUUUCUUUGAAUCGAAUGCCUAGUCAGAAAAUAAUGAUAUUCGAU
This is a messenger RNA of Nomia melanderi (Alkali bee), 4514 nucleotides long. It is a transcript of the gene Mef2, whose product is annotated as myocyte enhancer factor 2. Gene Ontology annotation, biological process: cell differentiation; positive regulation of transcription by RNA polymerase II. The record is from RefSeq and is a predicted model, not a curated record. Gene Ontology annotation, molecular function: DNA-binding transcription factor activity, RNA polymerase II-specific; protein dimerization activity; histone deacetylase binding. Lineage: Eukaryota; Metazoa; Arthropoda; Insecta; Hymenoptera; Halictidae.